CGACGCCAACGGCUGCCCCUCGCUCUCCAGUGUCUUUGCCUUCCGGCAGAUCGGCGAGAACAUCGCCGAGGCGGAGAUCAGCUCAAUGUUCAAGCUGCACAACAGCAAUCAGGUGCACGUGCAGUGCAUGGUGGAGCUGGUGGCGAACUGUCGUUUCUGCGAGUCCACCCUCUGUCCGGAGCUGGCCGCCGGAAACGAUACCCGAAAGGCGAAGAUGAAGACCGUGCCGGCGCUGCAGCCCGCCGACAUGCAGAUGCUCGCCUCGACGACGGCCUAUGUCUUUGAGCCGGACAGUCUGAUGAUGGGCGCCUCCAUUUUGGGCGCGGGGGUCAACGGUGCCGGCGGCGUCAAUGGCAUCCCGGAGAACUGCUCCGAAUGGCGCUUUCCCUGGCUGAUUGCCCUCUGCAUCAUGCUCGGCGUACUGCUCAUCAUCAUGCUAACGAUCAUCGAGCGUGAGCCGACGAUCAUCGAAGACUACGACCCCUACAAGAUCGACGUCGGCUUCUACUCGCCGUACGACUCUCGCCUGUCACUCAAUCGCAACUACCACCCCACCGCCAUCGGCGGCUCCUUCGCCGGCNCCGGCAGCGGCGGCAAUGACAGCGGGGAGCACUUCUUCAGCAGCAGUCAUACAGCGGCCAACAAUAACCACCACCACCACCAGCACAAUCACGGACACCAACAUCAGAAUGGCAGCAGCAGUCACCACCACAACCACCGUCAGCAAUCACCGGCGACUGCGACAGGAGCGAGCAACGGUGUCACC
This is a messenger RNA of Rhagoletis zephyria (snowberry fruit fly), 766 nucleotides long. NCBI's taxonomy places the organism in Eukaryota, Metazoa, Arthropoda, Insecta, Diptera, Tephritidae. The record is from RefSeq and is a predicted model, not a curated record.